Molecule: messenger RNA, 2105 nt
Organism: Amoebophrya sp. A25
Lineage: Eukaryota; Dinophyceae; Syndiniales; Amoebophryaceae
Source: the annotation of a GenBank genome assembly
GAAAAAAUCGUCGUUCCUCUUGCUCAAAACGAAGUAGAAGCACGUUCUUGGUAGCUAGAUGGCCAUGACAUGGCGAUAUGGAUAAAAUAUCUUUCACCUUUCUUAAAUAUGCACAGGAGGCUAUGAGUCAUUCUCCUGGACGGAGACUCAAGAAUAAUCUGCGCUGACCACGAAGGUGUCACUUUCAUCGUCACUUUGAACUUGAAAGAAUUAGAAUCUUUAUCAAAAGACAACACGACAUGUUGUAGCGACUAAAACUAGACCGAAAACUCCUGGUAUAUGAGGUUCAUCUUCGUCGUGUCUGUAGACGUAGAAUAGAGAAUAACUCAGAUCAUUUUAUUCGCGAAUACAACUAGAAGCUUCUUCUUCACUUCCAGUUCCACCAGCAAGAUUGUUAGUAGUUUAUUAUUUUAUUUGACUACAUUGCUAGAACUAGAUCUAGUACAUCUAAAGCUGCAAUUUUCCUGAAAUAGAAGAAUAAUGCCUCCGCGAGGACGACGUGGCGGGCGCGCAGCAAACGCUGCAGCGAACAGAGAGGCAGCAGAAGGCGCUGCAGCGGGUGCUGCGGCUGCAGCGGGGUCAGGUGGUGGAGCGGAAGCACCUCCUGCUGCAGUGAUUCCUCCCCGAGAGGGCAAGAUUUUCCCGAACUCGAUGCCGAUAUUCGCAAAAGUAAAUAACGGUGAAGAGCCGCGUUCUGCCGCAGAUAUAUUAAGGCUAAAAAUGACCCGACCUCACGUGGGUCCCUUAAAGUACUUCUGCACAGGUGACGUGUGCCAGGGGCUCGGGCUCUACAACUGAGUGCCGUACUGCGUCGAGUAUUUUAACGGGAUUACUUCACGACAGGCCAGGUCUCUAAAUGUAGCAAGGGAUUUGACGAGACACGAGAUAACAAAUCUUCUACCAAAGGCAAUUGGCCGCAAAAUGAAUAUCAUGAGGAUCAACGUAUGGGAAGCAUGUGCGUGGAAGAAGAGCGCAUUGGGACAGGUGAAAACUCGCUAAUGCAGGUUGCAGCGAUGUUCGAGGAAUUAUUCCUAUGUAUAGACAUAGAGGUUAUACUGAAAGUUUGGAGUUUUUGGCCACCACAAGGGGCACGUUACGAUUAGCAAGCAGCAGACAAGUGGAAGACAGCGUCAAGGACUAGCCGCAAGGAAAUAAGAAGAGAAGCAAUACAAAAAACUACCUUACGCACCUACCGGAAAUGAUUUUGAGACAAAAACUAGAACUUCAACUCACGUGUCACUCCCCACUUACCAAUUAAAAACUCAGGGUCAGGCCUCGCAGCUGGAGCCUGGUAUUAAAAUGCAGGUCUUUCGAUUCAUCGGGGACAUUAGUGCAGAUGACGAAGUCGCAGUUAGCAGCAAUGUUGCUGAGAAAGCACGCGCACUUGCAAAGGAGCACCAGAAGAAAGUCCGUGCAGGCAUUGUCAGGAACAUUGCAAAGGCUGCGCAAAAAACAGCUGAAGAAGUCGGAGCCAUGCGGGUAGAACUCACCGUGAAAGAGGUGCUUCUGGGGGUCAGCGAUUGGACGGUUUCUUAUGGUGCCAAAGAUUUGGACGACAAAACGCCACAGACGUGCGAGUGGUCAUGGCUUUUCGGCUACGUAACAGGACUACGGGACGCAAUCAUCAAAGCGGGAUUCACAAUUGGCUCGCCAACAAUCAAAAAGAUGAAACGACAGCCCACGCAGACAACCAUAAUAAACAACAUCCCUGAUGAAGUUGAGAAAAAGAGGAUAGAGGAAAGCGCGUGGAUGGUCAACUUUAGUUUUUCUGAUUGAUGGAUAAGAAUCAAAAUAAGUAUGUCGAAGUAGGACAAUACAAGAACCAACACGAACUGCAACUGUACGCAUGAAACAUUUAUCGGAACUCGAUAAAAAAUGAGACCCAGACACUAGAGAACAUCCGCACAUGCUAUACUCGUUCCUCAGGGUCAAGGUACUCUAAUCUUGUUGUGCGAACACAAUGAUCGACAAACCUUCUGCUUGCCUCGCAUGAUGAGACUGAACCUCAUGUAUGACCUGCAGAUUUAGAGCGGGAUACAUGUUGUACCUGAUGUGCGUGAGCUUCUAUAAAUCUUGCUACAUAUGAUCUGUAGCGCUAGUCCUAG